This is a messenger RNA of Adineta ricciae, 2790 nucleotides long. Lineage: Eukaryota; Metazoa; Rotifera; Eurotatoria; Adinetida; Adinetidae. The record is from the annotation of a GenBank genome assembly.
AUGAAUACAAGCUUCAAUAAUGAACUCCAACAAUUACAAAUGGAACUGCGUGCUCAAAAUUUCGAUAUCAUCCGUUUCUCCACAUAUCGAACGGCAUGUAAACUACGUUUCAUUCAAAAGAAACUCAACUUUCAUCUUCUCGAUUUAUUGAAUGUUAUUGAAUCACUUCGAGAAUGUUUAACAUGGCCAUCGUCGGAAUUAAGUUCAAACAGUUUAUCUCCAAGUAAUCGUCGAACUCCCACGCCGAUCCAAUCAGCUCUAUCAACCAAUGAUCAAUAUCUAUCCAUAAAUCGACUGCAGACAUUUUUGACAUCGAUCUACACGAAUCUAAACAAACGUUUACCAUCGUCGCAACAAAUUCUCCAUAUUGAUAAUUGUGUUCACUCAGCUAUCGCCUGGUUUUUGUACGUCUACAAUAAUAAUGAAACAACAUCCAACAACUUUUCUAUACGUUUCAAUUCUUUUCGUGUCGUCCUCGUACUUUUGUGUACAGGCAAACUGGUUGAUAAAAUGCGACACUUGUUUACAUCGUAUCUCUCACCAUCAUCGAACACAUUGACACAUGCCCAAAUCGAUGAGCUUCUACAUGAAAUUCUUGCCUUACCAUAUGCUUUACAAGAGAUAUCCCAUGCAACAUAUCGAGCAAAUAAUGCACAGUUAAUCUUUUCACAUUUAUCUGUUACCUCAGUUAAUCUUAAUGAAUUUCUCGACACAUUAAUCUAUAACGAUACAACGCCAAACUGUUUACAAUGGCUCAUUAUAUUUCAUCGUUUAAUUAGCGUAGAAAAUGUUAUUCACCGAGUUAAAUGUUCAGCAUGUCAACGGCCAUCAUUUUCUGGUUUUCGCUAUAAAUGUCAACAAUGUCAUGAUCGAACAUAUCAAUUAUGUCAAGAUUGCUUCUGGCGUGGACGAGUUUCUGAUCAUCAUUUGCCAACACAUGAAAUGAAGGAGUAUACAUUUUUCACGUCACCUGUAAAAGAAUUUCGGCAAUCAAUACGAAGGUCAUUUCAAUGUAUGCCGAAAAGUGAAGAACGGCGCUCAAAUAUAGUUUCAUCAUCAUCAACGUCCUCAUCGCCACGAUUCUUCUCAUGGAAAUAUCGUAACAGUAGUGUAAAAAGACAACAACAACAACAACAGCAGCAGCAGCAGCAGCAGCAACAACAACAGCUGUCCCAGCAACAGCAACAGCAGCAGUACCACGAACCGCCCAUAUCUAUGUCAUCACCUUCAAGCCCAUUGAUAAUGGAAAAAGAGCAAAUAUCCUCAUGUUCAUCGCCACAACUUGUCCGACUCAAUACUCCGAAGCCCAUUCAUCAUGAUGACCAACGUUCGUCAACAUUAACCAAACAAAACGGACGAAAAAGCGAUGAAAAUAGUAAUCAAUCUGAUAUGGAUGAACAUAUUCAAAUAGCUUUAUACGCUCAACAAUUAGCAGCUAUGGAAGAUAAACAAAAACAAAACCCAAGCGGAAUUCCACCACCAAUACGAUUUCCAUCGUGUCCAAUGAAUUUACAGAUGAACAAUCAAUAUCAUCCACGAAUGCUACCGCCCAGUGGAGCAUCCUCUACCAUGGUUCCCAUGUCGUCAAUUCGAUCAAUGCAGAUGGAUCAUCAAAGUGCUGAGAAGCGCCUGAUUAUAUCUAAACUUGAAGCAAAAAAUAGACGUAUUCUUCGUGAAAUUAAUACAUUACGUGCUCAACUGAAACGUCGAAAUUCGCUUGAUUAUGCAAAUGGAAACCUACCAAAUGAUUUACAUGCUUAUAGUGAUACAGAUACGGUCACCAAUGGUCUUUAUCCAUCAUCGCCGGGUCUUUCAUCAUCAAUGAAUCGACUUGAACAACGUUACGCUCAAACUUUGCCACAUCAACGUUCAAGUCCUCGCCAUGAAUUGUCAUCCUAUCACCAUUAUCAACAGUCUCAUCCGGCACGUAGUCGAAUUCAUCAAAUGAGACGUGCCGGUUCAACUGAAACAAAUCCAUAUCUUGAACACGAAUUACAAAAUUUGUUAUCACGAAAACUCCAAUUAGAAUCACGUAUUGAUCAUCUGCAACAAAGUCGAGAAGAACUAUCGACACAAUUAGAUACACUCGGAAGAAUUCUACAUUCGUCGCCGCAAUCACAUCAAAGAUCAGCAACAGCGAGUCCGCAUGGUCGAUUAAGUGUUUCACCAUCACGGAUGGUCUAUCAUGCCCAUGGAAAUAAUUCCAAUACGCGUAAAAGUAAUACUAAUGUUUCAUUCCGAAGUUACUCGACGCCACCAACACCAAUGCAUGAACAAACGAUAUCGAGUGAGGGAAACGUUACGGAUUCUCCGUCGAUUAGUCAACAUACCAAAUCGCUACGUACUGAUCUUCUCAUUGCUGCUGAUUCAUUAACAUCAGCAAUGUCAUCACUUGUUCAACAACUGAAUACAGAAAGCACCGAAUCAAUACCAACAGCAGUUGACAAUUCUCUCGGUUCACAAAUGAAAAACACGGCGGAUUUGAUUGAUGAAAUAAAAACGAAUCAUACUGAUCGACAACAACAAUCAUCACUUUCAAAACCAACUCCGAAUAGUAUCAGUACGAAUAAUAAUAACAACAAUGAUGCAACCGCAAACGAUAGUGGAAGUCGAACAGAUGAAGAAUCACUAUUAACUUCAGACGAAGAUGAUGAAAGACAAGAAGAACGAACAACAGAUGAUGAUUUAUUGCGAACUACGGAUGAUGAUGAUGCUGGAGCAGGAGCACAUGCAUUGAAUACAUUUAAUAUAUCAUCAACGAAACGCAAAGCACCAUUAGCAACCGAAUAA